GGGCGGGCACCGGGGCCGGAGCGGAGCCUGCGCUGCCGCCCGGGCCGGGCCGGGCCUCGCCGCCGCAGCCGCACCGGGACCGCGUUUCCCGAUCCCUAUUCCCGGCGCGUCCCGCGGGCCCCCGGCGGCGGCGGGAGCGGCGCUGCCCCCAUGGCCGCGCAGCCGCCGCCCAGCGCCGCCGAGCCCGUGGAAGCGGAGCCGGGCGGGCCGUACGAGGCGGUGGCGCCGCACUGGUUCUACUGCAGGGUGACGGACACGCGGGAGCGCUGGGUGCCGUUCAGCGCGCAGGACUCGGAGCGGCUGGAGGAGGCGCACGGCGCAGGGAAGGCCCAGGAUGACGUGGUUGUCCCCACCUCGGGGGGCAGGUACGACGUGCACCUGCGGGCGCGGCGGCGCAUGGCCGUGUACUGGGAGGAGGAGGAGGCUGAAGUGCGACGCUGCACCUGGUUUUACAAGGGGGACAAGGACAAUAAGUUCAUUCCCUACUCGGAGUCCUUCAGUGAGGAGCUGGAGGAAGCUUACAUGAUUGCAGUGACCCUGGGAGAGUGGAAGAAGAAGCUGGAGUCCCCCAAUAGAGAAGUCAUUAUCCUGCACAACCCAAAGCUGAUGGUUCACUACCACCCCGUGGCCAGCUCUGAUGACUGGGUCUCCACCCCCACGGAACAAGGUCGGCCCCGCACUGUGAAGAGAGGAGUGGAGAACAUCCCUGUGGAGAUCCCCAACGGAGAGCCGCUGCAGAUCGACCACCUGGUGUUCGUGGUGCACGGGAUCGGCCCCGCCUGCGACAUCCGCUUCCGCAGCAUCGUGCAGUGCGUGAAUGAUUUCAGGAACGUCUCCCUCAGCAUGCUGCAGUCCCACUUCAGGAAGGCCCAGGAGCAGCAGCAGGUUGGCCGGGUGGAGUUUCUGCCCGUGAACUGGCACAGCUCCCUGCACUCCACAGGCGUGGACGUUGACCUGGAGCGGAUCACGCUGCCCAGCAUCAACCGCCUGCGUCACUUCAUCAACGACACCAUCCUGGACGUGUUCUUCUACAACAGCUCCACCUACUGCCAGACCAUCGUGGACACGGUGGCCUCGGAGAUGAACCGUCUGCACCGGCUCUUCCUGCAGAGGAACCCGCAGUUCAGGGGCGGGGUGUCCAUCGCGGGGCACAGCCUGGGAUCACUCAUUUUGUUUGAUCUCCUGACUAACCAGAAGGCUGAUCCCGAGGAGGAUGAGCACUGUGCACAGGUAUGGGAGGUCACUGACCCCUUUCUCCUGCAGCUGCAUGGGGAUGGGGGAGAGCACAAUAUGCACAGGAGCAGACUGGUGAGCAGAAAGCAUGAUCCCUUCUGGAUCUGUUCACAGGGGUCCAGGACAACCUCAAGCAUGGUGGGUAUUGAGGAAGUAAAAGAAAUCCUGAAGAAGCUGGAGCUGUCUGAGUAUUGUGAUGUUUUUGAAAAGGAGAAAAUGGACAGGCAAGCACUGUUUUUGUGCACAGACAAAAACCUUAAAGAAAUGGGAAUUCCCUUAGGGCCAAGAAUGAAAAUACUCCAUUACAUCAGCUCCAAGACAGAGAUGAAGGAUCAGAGCUCAGCAGCUCCCAGGCACAGUGAGUGUGGAGCCAAGCCAGGAUCCCUGUCCCAGCAUGGGGACAGCUCAGAGGAGAUCAGGAGCUGCCAGUACAGGGACGUGGGCUUGGGACAGGUGUCAGCAAACUACCCCCAGCUGAACUACAAGCCCAGCAUCUUCUUCGCCUUCGGCUCUCCCAUCGGGAUGUUCCUCACCGUGCGAGGGGUGAAGCGCAUCGACCCCAGCUACAGCCUGCCCACCUGCAAGGGCUUCUUCAACAUCUUCCACCCUUUUGACCCGGUGGCGUAUCGCAUCGAGCCCAUGAUCGUCCCGGAGCUGGAGUUCGAGCCCAUGCUGCUGCCCCACCACAAGGGCAGGAAGAGGAUGCACCUUGAACUGAAGGAGGGGCUGACCCGCAUGAGCGUGGACCUGAAGAACAACCUGCUGGGCUCCCUGCGCGUGGCCUGGCAGUCCUUCACCCGCGCCCCGCUGCCAGCCCUGGAGCCAGGGAGCGCUGAGGCUGAGGCUGAGGCAGAGGCUGGCACUGAGAAGCAGCCAGACAUGAAGGCAGAGGAGCCCCCAGCAGCAGUGAAGGAAGAGCCCCCCCCAGUCAACGUGGGGAGGCUGAACGGAGGGAACCGCAUCGACUACGUGCUGCAGGAGAAGCCAAUAGAGAGCUUCAAUGAGUAUUUGUUUGCACUCCAGGGGCAUCUCUGCUACUGGGAGUCAGAGGACACGGUUCUGCUGGUUCUGAAGGAGAUCUACAAGACACAAGGCAUCACACUGGAUCAACCUUUACCAGGAAGCCAGUGACCAACCUGUGCUGUACUGGCUGUCCAGUCCCACUGAGUUCUCACCAGGAAAGUCCAGAUCUCUUCUCUGCUGCCGUGUCCUGCAUGCUGCUUCCCAAGUACUUGCUGCUGCCUGGACAUAAGGAUGGAUUUUCUUCCAUUUUGGGUAGGGGGAAAAACUGUCAAGGGAAAACCACUUCUGCUCAAGCACACACAACACCUGUACAGUGACUCCCUGUGGCAACGCGUACUUUUCACCCUGCACCCUGUGAGUCCCCACAGCAGCUCCUCCAGCAGUGCAGCAGAGCUGUCAGGCUCCUUGGGGAGGACAAUCAGAGCCCGGGACCUGAGGAGAAAAAGCCUUAAACACAGAGCAUGGCAAGAGCUCCAGCAGCCCUGGAGCAGGGGAGGCUGCUGGCUGCUAACAAACACCCAGAGCAGCGCAGGCCUGGGAGGCAAAGCCCAGGGCACAGGCUGCUGCUGAGCCAGCAGGGUCUGUGCAGCAGCCACUCACAUCCCUGCACUGCUGCUGCAUGUUUGUGCAGCCCCGGCCAUGCCAGGCAGGGCUGCCCUGUAAGAGAGCAGCAUGUUCCUGCUCCUCCCUGCUGUCUUGUGCUGGUAGUGCCAGCUCAGCUCCCUCACCCAGCCCGUGCUGGCAAACCAGGGGCUCCCCCUGCACUGACCAAGGCUGUACCUGCUCCCAGGAAAGCUUCACCCCAGCCCCAGCUGGGGAGUAGCAGCUGCUCCUGGCAGUGUCAGGGCAUCGUGAGCCCUUUGUCCUGCAGGACAUGGAACCAUCAGCUAAGGAUGGAGAUUCUGUGCCCAGCACCCUCCAGUCCUUGGUUUUAGCUUUAAAUGUACAAAACACAGCCAGCAAAGGUGCAGCCCAGAUCCAGCAGGGUCUGGGCACUGCAGGAAUGACACCAGCUCAGUCUGCACCUGCCUUGAAGCUUUUUUCUGAGGGGGACAGGGUAGAAAGCCUCAGUGAUCCUUCCUGGCCACCAAAGCCCCUGGGCUGGCACAGUGCCUGGGCUGGGGCUCCAGUGCUGUGUGAGGUGUUGCUGUGCAGCCUUUGGAAGAGCCAAACCACUUUUCCUCCUGCUGACUUUUGCCCUGCAUGGGGUAAGAAGCCUUUUUCCCCCACAGCCUGUUGGUUUGUUUUUCCUCCAUUGUCUGUCAUUUGCACUAUUGGAAGGGUUUUGUUUGCAGCCUCCAUCCCUCCUCCCUUCCCAAGGAACAGAAGCUGUUCUUACCUGAGUGCAGGAACAGCCAAGCUGCUUGGUCAGCACCUGAACUGCUGCUGGCUAAGGUCUCAUGGGAGUAGGAAAUGGGACAGUCUUAACAUGGGACACUAAUGAUCAGCUUUUUAAGUUAUGCACUUUGUUUAAAAAAAAAAAAAAAGAAGUUAAAUACAUUUUAAAUGUUAUUUAAUGUCUUUUCCAGUAAAAGCCAAAAUAAAUAAGUAGAUGAC
Messenger RNA from Oenanthe melanoleuca, 3813 nucleotides. RefSeq names its product DDHD domain containing 2 (gene DDHD2). The record is from RefSeq and is a predicted model, not a curated record. Gene Ontology annotation, cellular component: COPII-coated ER to Golgi transport vesicle. NCBI's taxonomy places the organism in Eukaryota, Metazoa, Chordata, Aves, Passeriformes, Muscicapidae. Gene Ontology annotation, molecular function: protein binding; metal ion binding; triacylglycerol lipase activity. The transcript is spliced from 16 exons. The coding region runs from base 151 to 2364 and encodes 737 amino acids.